Molecule: messenger RNA, 1072 nt
Organism: Apis laboriosa (Himalayan honeybee)
Lineage: Eukaryota; Metazoa; Arthropoda; Insecta; Hymenoptera; Apidae
Gene: Non3
Product: ribosome production factor 2 homolog
Exons: 5
Coding region: 107-1057 (316 amino acids)
Biological process (GO): maturation of LSU-rRNA from tricistronic rRNA transcript (SSU-rRNA, 5.8S rRNA, LSU-rRNA); ribosomal large subunit assembly
Cellular component (GO): nucleolus
Molecular function (GO): rRNA binding
Source: RefSeq, a predicted model, not a curated record
GAACGUAUCUCAUAAUAGCAUGUGUUCUGAUGUAAUAUAUUUUAAAGAAUAAUUAUUCAUUCAAUAUUUCUAUAAUUUUACAAUUUUUUAAAAUUGAUUCACCAAUAUGACUGUAAUAAAUAGAGUAGUAAAACCAACUACCCAUAGAGGUAAACGAGCUAUUUUGAAAAAAGAACCGAAAUUAAUAGAAAAUGUUAAACAAAUUUUGUGUUUUAAAAGCAAAAAAACUUCACAAAUAGUAGUAGAUUUUAUGAAAGAUUUGUAUAAUUUAAAAAAACCAGAUGCAGAGAUGAUGCAAAAAAAGAAUGAUAUAUUGCCAUUUGAAGAUAUAACACCUGUUGAAAAGUUUUGUAUAAAAUAUAAUGCAUCACUUUUCAUGAUUGCUUUACAUAAUAAAAAACGUCCUCAUAACUUAAUAAUAGGAAGAAUGUAUGAACAUACAUUAUUAGAUAUGGCAGAAUUUGGUAUAGAGAAUUAUAAAGGCUUGAAAGAUUUUAAAAUUUCAAAAAUAUCACAAGGAAUUAAACCUUUAUUAGUUUUCAAUGGAGAACUUUUUGAAAAUAAUCAUGAAUAUAAUAAAAUUAAAAAUUUAUUUGUAGAUAUGUUUCAAAGAGAACCAGUAGAAAAGAUUAGACUACAAGGUCUUGAACAUGUUUUAAGUUUUACUAUUGUUGAGAAUAAAAUAUUUUUACGCAGUUAUAGAAUACUUUUGAAAAAAUCCAAUUCUAGAAUACCAAAAAUUGAAUUAGAAGAAAUUGGUCCAAGAGUAAAUUUAAUUUGUAGGCGUAUAAAGCUUGCUUCUGAAGAUUUAUUUAAAGAAGCUUGUAAAAAACCAAAAGAACUUAAGAUUAAGAAGAACAAGAAUAUAUCCACAGAUAAUUUUGGAACAACCUUUGGUCGUAUACAUGUUGGAAUACAAAAUAUUAAUAGCAUACAGACAAGAAAGAUGAAAGGGUUAAAAAAAACAAUAGCAGAAAAGAAAAAUGGAAUGAAAAGGAAAAAUCUGGAAAACAAUCAUAUUAAGUCAAAAAAAUCAAAAAUAAAUUUAAGUAAUUAAUAGCAAUUAAUAUUA